UCCCCCUUAUAAAAGCCUCCGCCUCGGCCCCCCUCAUCCAGCCAGGUGCAACCGUGCAAGACGCUCCCGGCUCCCCACCACGACUUCUCCACAAGUCCAUCCCGAACUCUCUAGGCCCUCCUUCUCGGUCCCCCCUCGCGAGCCGCGGAAAUGGCGUUGCCGAAUCAGCAGGUCGUGGAUUACCCAAGCUUCAAGCUCGUCAUCGUCGGCGACGGUGGAACUGGUAAAACCACAUUUGUCAAAAGGCAUCUUACUGGCGAGUUUGAGAAGAAAUAUGAACCCACCAUUGGUGUUGAAGUUCACCCUCUAGAUUUUAGCACCAACUGUGGCAAAAUCCGCUUCUAUUGCUGGGACACCGCUGGGCAAGAAAAGUUUGGUGGUCUCAGAGAUGGCUACUAUAUCCAUGGUCAGUGUGCCAUCAUCAUGUUUGAUGUCACUUCAAGACUGACAUACAAGAAUGUACCAACAUGGCACAGGGACUUGUGCAGGGUUUGUGAGAACAUUCCCAUCGUCCUCUGUGGUAACAAGGUUGAUGUGAAGAACAGGCAGGUCAAAGCCAAGCAAGUUACAUUCCACAGGAAGAAGAACCUGCAGUACUAUGAAAUUUCUGCAAAGAGCAAUUACAAUUUCGAGAAGCCCUUCCUUUACCUUGCAAGGAAGCUGGCAGGGGACCAGAACCUUCACUUUGUCGAGGCUGUUGCUCUGAAACCACCGGAAGUGCAGCUUGAUAUGGCCAUGCAGCAACAGCAUGAAGCUGAGCUUGCGGCUGCUGCGGCACAACCCCUGCCUGACGACGAUGAUGACUUGAUCGAGUAGAUAAUAUCAUGGCCCUUGUUGAUGCGAGAGGAAGGACUAAACUAUAAAAGGCCGUAGUGGCUCAUCCUUAGGAACCUGGAUGUUUUCUUGUUAUGUGUCUGAUGAGUUGAGAACGAGUUAUGACAUUUCUGGAUUUGUUUUUUUUUUGAAACGAUUUCUGGAUUUGUUGGUGACUGAACCCAGCUCCUUUCGAGCAAUACAGUGCUUGUCAUAUGCUUGCGCGUGA
Messenger RNA from Panicum virgatum (switchgrass), 1042 nucleotides. RefSeq names its product GTP-binding nuclear protein Ran-2-like. Gene Ontology annotation, biological process: protein import into nucleus; ribosomal subunit export from nucleus. The coding region runs from base 151 to 816 and encodes 221 amino acids. Gene Ontology annotation, molecular function: GTP binding; GTPase activity. The transcript is spliced from 8 exons. The record is from RefSeq and is a predicted model, not a curated record. NCBI's taxonomy places the organism in Eukaryota, Viridiplantae, Streptophyta, Magnoliopsida, Poales, Poaceae. Gene Ontology annotation, cellular component: cytoplasm; nucleus.